UGUGUGCGCUCAUGCAUCCUGCACCCAUCUCAACUCUAGUCUCUACCGUACAUCUCAACGCAGGCGACGGCGCGCGCACAAGCUCUCCAGCCGCUACAGCCAUAGCUCCACGUUCUUGUUGCGCAGCGGGAUGGCCUUCUCACCGUCGUUGCAGCUGGCGCUGCUCGUCGCCCUCGUCCUGUCCGCCCCGGCGCCCGCCGCUCUCGCGGCCGGCAGCAAGGCCACCCGCAUCCGCCUCUACAUCCACGAGAGGUUCGAGGGCGCGAACGCGACGGUGGCGUCGCCGCUGCUGCGGUCCCCGCUGGGCGGCAACGCCACCUUCGGGGAGCCCGGCGUGAUCGACGACGAGCUCCGCGCCGGCCCGCGCCCCGGGUCCGACCUCGUCGGCAGAUUCCAGGGCUUCUUCGUCGGCACGGACCGGGCCGGGCCGAGCUACCUGUCCACCGUCACGCUCGUGUUCGCCGCCGGGGAGCGCCGCGGGAGCACGCUGACGGUGCAGGGCCAGUACCAUUUCGACUUCGAGGGCGCGGCCGUGGAGCGCGCCGUCGUGGGCGGCACCGGGGUGUUCAGGAUGGCGCGCGGGUACUCCGUCAUGAAGGUCGUGAGCGCGCCGACGCCGCAGACGGUCGUGUUCAGGAUCGACCUGUUCGUGCUCCUGCCCCGCCCCGGCCACUACUUCUAGCAAAAGUACUCGAUAUUCUCAAAAAGAAAAAAGAGAAGAAGAAGCAAAAGUAGUCGAUCCGAUCGUCGGCUUGCUCCAUCUAUCCGAUCUUCUCGAGAUUUUUUGUUAGAUAAAGAGUCCCAUUUAUCCCUAGUGUCGUUGUGUGUGCGCGCGCGUCUGGUAAUAAGAUUGAUUGACAAAUUGCUGUAACUUUGAGAUUUUGUACGG
Molecule: messenger RNA, 889 nt
Organism: Triticum aestivum (bread wheat)
Lineage: Eukaryota; Viridiplantae; Streptophyta; Magnoliopsida; Poales; Poaceae
Product: pterocarpan synthase 1
Exons: 1
Coding region: 131-682 (183 amino acids)
Source: RefSeq, a predicted model, not a curated record